Molecule: messenger RNA, 1256 nt
Organism: Neogale vison (American mink)
Lineage: Eukaryota; Metazoa; Chordata; Mammalia; Carnivora; Mustelidae
Product: zinc finger protein 260-like
Exons: 3
Coding region: 18-1256 (412 amino acids)
Source: RefSeq, a predicted model, not a curated record
GGAAAAAAUAUCUGUGCAUGAUAAGAAUGUUGGAAAGCCUUCAGCCUGAAGCAGAUCUCCUUCAGCAUGAUCAGAUUCAUAGUAGAGAGAAACCUCAUGAAUGCAAUGAAUGUGGAAAAACCUUUAGCCUGAAGCAAAACCUCAUAGAACAUAAGAAAAUGCAUACUGGAGAAAAAUCACAUGAAUGUACUGAAUGUGGUAAAGUAUUCUCUCGAGUCUCAUCCCUUACUCUACAUUUGAGAAGUCAUACAGGAAAGAAACCAUAUAAAUGUAAUAAAUGUGGAAAAGCCUUCAGCCGGAAAAGAAACUUCCUUUCUCACCAGAAACAUCAUACUGGAGAGAAACUUUAUGAAUGUGGGAAAGCUUCUAUUCAGAUGCCAGGUCUCAUUAAACAUCAGAGAAAUAAUACUGGAAACAAACCCUAUGCAUGUAAGGAAUGUGGAAAAGCCUUCAGUGGCAAAUCCUAUCUCACUGAGCAUGAGAAAAUUCAUACGGGAGAGAAACCAUUUGAAUGUAAUCAAUGUGGAAGAGCCUUCAGCCAGAAGCAAUACCUCAUUAAACAUCAGAAUAUCCACAGUGGAAAGAAACCCUUUAAAUGUAACGAAUGUGGAAAAGCCUUUAGCCAGAAGGAAAACCUCAUCAUCCAUCAAAGAAUACAUACUGGAGAGAAACCAUAUGAAUGCAAAGGGUGUGGGAAAGCUUUCAUUCAGAAGUCUAGCCUCAUUAGACACCAGAGAAGUCAUACAGGAGAGAAACCCUAUAUAUGUAAAGAAUGUGGGAAAGCCUUCAGUGGCAAAUCAAAUCUCACUGAGCAUGAGAAAAUUCAUAUUGGAGAAAAACCCUAUAAAUGUAAUGAAUGUGGAACAAUCUUUAGGCAGAAGCAAUACCUCAUUAAACAUCACAAUAUUCAUACAGGAGAGAAACCUUAUGAAUGCAAUAAAUGUGGAAAAGCCUUCUCUCGAAUCACAUCACUCAUUGUACAUGUGAGAAUUCAUACGGGUGAUAAACCUUAUGAAUGUAAAAUAUGUGGGAAAGCCUUCUGUCAAAGCUCAUCUCUUACUGUUCAUAUGAGAAGCCAUACAGGUGAGAAGCCCUAUGGUUGCAAUGAAUGUGGGAAAGCCUUCUCUCAGUUCUCAACUCUUGCUCUGCAUAUGAGAAUCCAUACUGGAGAAAAACCUUACCAGUGUAGUGAAUGUGGGAAAGCUUUUAGCCAGAAGUCACAUCAUAUUAGAUACCAGAGAAUUCAUACUCACUAA